GGCCGCCAUGGCGCGUGCUCUAGCCGUGGCAGCGCUGCUGUGCGCCCUGGCGGCGGGCGGCCGCGCGGCCGUGCCCCAGACCAGCUGCGCACUCGCGCCCGAGCGCGGCGCCUGCGACCGCUUCGCCGUGCACUGGUACUACGACAUCGAAUAUGGCGGCUGUCUGCGCUUCUGGUACGGCGGCUGCGGCGGCAACGGCAAUCGGUUCGCGAGCGAGGCGGCGUGCGCAGCGCAGUGCGUGUCGCCCGGCGGCGACGCGCUCUGCCACCUGCCGGCGGUGCGCGGCGCCUGCAAGCGCGCGAAGCCGCGCUGGUACAGCGACCCCGAGGGCGGAGCCUGCCGCGAGUUCACAUACAGCGGCUGCCUGGGCAACGACAACCGGUUCGAGAGCGAGGCGGCGUGCAAGGCGCGGUGCGGCACGGUGCUCGCCGGCGGCCGGCCGCCCAAGACGCAUCCGCCUCCGACCGGCCGGGCCGUCUGCCGGCUGCCCGACCGGGUCGAAGGCGCCUGUACAGACCGGCCCAACAACUACGUGAUCCGCUACUCGUACGUGGCGGCACGCCUCCAGUGCGCUCCUUUCUACUUCAGCGGCUGCGGCGGCAACGCCAACAGUUUCGGCACAGCGGCGGAGUGCGAGAGCGCGUGCCAGGAGCCGCCGCCCAUCUACGGCGGUCGCCAAGACCGCACCUACGAUGGGACGGAGGUGCUGCGCAGUCGGCAGGGGGCGCGGCCGCCAGUCUACGCCCCGACCACGGACGCUCCCCACAGGUCGCCGGCGGGCGCCGGGGCCAGCCGGACGCGGGCGCCGCACGUGCAUGACCAAACGCACGUGCGGCCACACCUGCGCCCGACGACGCGGGCGCCUCAAGUUCGCGGACGAGGAUUUGGGCCGACUGCCGCACCCGAGGUGGACUGCCAGCUGCCGAAAGACGAAGGUGAAUGCCGAGCCUACUUCAGGCGCUACUUCUUCAACACGGAGACCCAGCAAUGUGAGCUGUUCGGCUACGGCGGCUGCGACGGCAACACCAACAACUUCCGCACGCGUAAGGAGUGCGAGCAGCACUGCAUGCCUGCGGGCGCUUCCCCCAGCCUACCGGACGAGGCCCCGCCCAUUUCCACGCAGGUGCCGGACGAACGCAGACCGCUGUACCAGCCGACAGCAGCACCCGAGGUGGACCCGUGCCAGCUGCCGAAAGACAAAGGUGAAUGCCAUGCCUACCUCAGGAGCUACUUCUUCAACACGGAGACCCAGCAAUGCGAGCUGUUCAUCUACGGCGGCUGCGACGGCAACGCCAACAACUUCGACUCGCGUGAGGAGUGCGAGCAGCGCUGCAUGCCUGCGGGCGCUUCCCCCAGCCUGCCGGACGAGGCCCCGCCCAGCCCCACGCAGGCGCCGAAAAAACGCCGAGGGCCGCACCCGACUGCAGCACCCGGGGUGGACCCGUGCCAGCUGCAGCCAGAUGCAGGUAAAUGCAGGGCCUACCUUCUGCACUACUUCUUCAACACCGAGACCCAGCGAUGCGAGCAGUUCGGCUACGGCGGCUGCGGCGGCAACGCCAAUGCGUUCCACACGAUCGAGGAGUGCCGGCAGCGCUGCAUGCCAACGCUCGCAGCCGAGGACGCCGUGGCCGCGGCGGCCGGCGGCGACGGUGGCCGCCAGCCGGGCGCGGCGCCGAUCACCGAGGCAUACGCCGAGCCGGAGACGGAGGCCGACACCGAACCGGCGCCGGAGCCGCCGCUGACUGAAGCGCCCACCGACGCCACGUCCGUCCUCGACUACACGUACGACGAUUCACAGUACGACUAUGACGACUACCCCUACGCGGACUCCGAGUACUACUAGCGGCCGGAGGGGCAGCGCGCGGCAGCCGGCCCCCUCACCGGGGCGGCCCCGCCGGCGUUGCUGCCGUGAGCGACGGCUCGGCUUCUGUUGUAGCAGCCCCACGGACAAGGGCGAAACAUGCUUCUUCUGCCUGGGAGCGAGGGAUGUGCUCCAUGCAGGUGCUGAUGAUACGCAGCCUUACACAACGCAACACACUGCCAAGAAGAUGAAGGUGCAAACUGCUUCCCGUACCGCGUUGGUGUUUUGAGCGUGUUUCGAGGUUGUCGCAGGUGCAGUGUUGGGAUUAUGCUUGACGGAAUCGACGUAAAUACAUGAUAAUAAUCGGU
Pollicipes pollicipes is the source of this 2169-nucleotide messenger RNA. Its product is annotated as papilin. Lineage: Eukaryota; Metazoa; Arthropoda; Thecostraca; Pollicipedomorpha; Pollicipedidae. The transcript has a single exon. Gene Ontology annotation, molecular function: serine-type endopeptidase inhibitor activity. The coding region runs from base 8 to 1843 and encodes 611 amino acids. The record is from RefSeq and is a predicted model, not a curated record.